AUGCCUACCUUUCAGUCCAAAACCUUUCGCCGGGCAACAAAUGCUUCUUCCACACUCGGGGAGAAGCUUGGGGCUAUGUACCGUGCGCGACUUCCUCGGAACCCUUUUCUUCUCUUCGGACUUCCGUUCAUUACCGUCAUUGUGGCCGCAUCCUUUGCCUUGACUCCUGCAGCAGCCUUGCGCUAUGAGCGCUACGAUCGUAAAGUCCAGCAAAUGAGCAAGGAAGAAGCUUUUAACCUUGGACUCAAAGGUCCUGAUGGCGAAGAAGGAAUCAAGCGCAAUCCUCGCCGGAGAGUUGUGGGUGAUGAACGAGAAGAAUACUAUAGACUUAUGGCCAAAGACCUCGACGAUUGGGAACAGAAACGAGUAAAGCGAUUCGAGGCUACCAUGACGGGUCCCGGCCGAUCACCAUCUUCACCGUGGGUACAAACAGUACAACCAGUACAGCCAGUGCAGGGAGGUUCCCGGGAUUUUAGCAAUUCCCAGUCUUUUCAUCCGACGUUAUCACCGUCAGCAACGGGCAUGCGCUCGAAUGGCUCUAUUGCGGAAAUGUCAGGUAGUCCCAACUAUUUCGGCAUGACGGUUGAACGUCACUCGACCAACCCACCAACAUCAAACCCUGGACCACACGCACAGAAAAAUUGGGGUGCAGGGCCAUUUCCUCAUCCUCAGGCAACUCUCCCCAGUCCCACCAAGCUGCAACUAUAUUCGCAAGAGUCGAUGUCUGAGGGCCUGGUCAAUCUGUUAAGAUCGGAAUCAGAAUCCGACAAAGGUCGACGGGAAUCAGCUCUUCAAGGCUGGCCAUCAAACAGCGAUCGUUCAACAAACCGUUCCCAAGGAUCCCUAGGUGGUUACGCACCGGAAUAUAGGAAGCCUUCGCUCGCCUCGGUACCUGAAUCAUCUCCAUGGGUCACGGCUGAACGCUGUGCUGAGUUGGUCCAAUCCUCCCCAAAGGAGCUACUUCUACUGGAUGUCCGGCCCUUUGCUCAUUAUUCCAAAGGCAAUAUCCGAGGAUCUCUGAACCUCUGUAUCCCAACUACACUGCUCAAACGCCGCUCAUUUGAUACCAAAAAACUGGAAGGUACAUUUACCAGUGAUAACGACAAACAGCGUUUUUCCCGGUGGAAAGAAUGCACCACUAUAAUCGUCUAUGACUCAGCCACCUCGGAGGCAAAAGAUGUAGCAGCCUUGCAGAAUGUCAUUAACAAGUUCAAGGCGGAAGAUUGGGACGGAGAAGGAUUAAUUUUACAGGAUGGUUACAAGGGAUUUUCCGCUCGAUUCCAAGAAUUGCUACAUCGGCCGCAGAUGUCAACGUCAGGCCCAUCAGCUAAGAAGAGAUCUCCUAUGAGUAUCGACCUGCCAUCUGUGGCCCCUGUUGCCGGGGGGUGCGCCCUUCCCGAUUCUUCCUCGGCUGUCAAUCCCUUUUUUGGUAAUAUCCGGCAAAAUAUGGAUUUGUUGGGUGGAGUCGGUCAAAUUCCCUUGAAACUACCUGGUGGCCUGACAGAAUCCAACCAGAAAGGCCUUCCAGCUUGGCUUCAAAAUGUGUCGGACCCCAAAGAUCAAGGUCGCAUCGCCUCUGAGAACUUCCUGGAUUUGGAGAAGAUAGAGCUGCAACGUAUGAAGCAGGCAUUGUCAUACGAGGGCCCCUCAGCUUCGUCCGGGGGUGCCUCCAAGAAGUACCGUGUUGCAGGUAUUGAAAAGGGCACUAAAAACCGCUACAAUGAUAUAUACCCCUUUGAACAUUCACGGGUUCGUCUUGAAGGAAUACCUCUCGGGGAUUGUGACUAUGUCAAUGCGAAUCAUAUCAAGGCUGAAUUCAGCAAUCGCCGAUACAUUGCGACACAAGCGCCGGUUCCGGACACAUAUAAUGACUUCUGGCGAGUGGUCUGGGAGCAAGAUGUUCGGGUCCUCGUCUCACUCACUGCCGAGAUGGAGCGAGGCCAGGUGAAAUGCCACCCGUUCUGGAAGACCGGGAACUACGGACCGUUUAAAGUCAAGGCUUAUUCCGAAACUUCCAUUCAAGUUGAGUCCUUGAGCCCAUCGGCCACUCCCGGCCAGACUCCUAAAGGGACCAACGAAAAUCCCGUAAUUAUCGUGCGGCAUUUCAGCCUAUACCAUACUGCAUUGCCUUUUCAACCGCUUCGGGAUAUUACACAACUGCAGUAUCCUUACUGGCCUGACUUCGGAACCCUUUCGCAACCGACUCAUUUGCUCAACUUGAUCGAGCAAUGCAACAAGGUUGUCCGCUCAACUAGCAAUGCGAGAUUCAGCAACCAGGAAGCUGAGCCAGCGGGCCAGCGGCCUGUCCUUGUGCACUGCAGCGCCGGCUGUGGCCGCACUGGGACUUUCUGUACAGUUGAUAGUGUGCUGGACAUGCUGAAACGACAACUGGGGCCGGCCGCCCAAUCUUCAGGGUCACCGGGAUCAUCAGGGUGGACCCGAGAUUCCCAUCUCGAUCUGGUUCGGAAGACAGUGGAAGACUUCCGGACACAACGGCCAAGCAUGGUGCAGAAUCUCAGCCAGUAUGUCCUUUGUUAUGAAAGCGUGCUUGAGUGGCUUGUUUCCCGAAUGGGUGAGCCCUCUUGA
This is a messenger RNA of Penicillium verhagenii, 2586 nucleotides long. RefSeq lists its product as uncharacterized. Gene Ontology annotation, biological process: protein dephosphorylation. Gene Ontology annotation, molecular function: protein tyrosine phosphatase activity. Gene Ontology annotation, cellular component: mitochondrial membrane. The transcript is spliced from 5 exons. NCBI's taxonomy places the organism in Eukaryota, Fungi, Ascomycota, Eurotiomycetes, Eurotiales, Aspergillaceae. The coding region runs from base 1 to 2586 and encodes 861 amino acids. The record is from RefSeq and is a predicted model, not a curated record.